CCCUUUCGCCCCGAGCUGGCGCGUUCAGGUUUCCUACACUCCAUACCUGCGCUGGCCACCGAGCAUGGCAAAGCAGGUGCCUCGCAAGACCCCCCAGAGCGCAAAGAUGAGGAGGCCGGCUGCAGCUUCGGCGACGGCAGUGGUGCCGCACGAGAAGACCGACGCAGAGAAGAAGGGUUUGGACCGCCUGGCCGAUCUAAAGCCAGGCCAACCCCUGGGGCAGGCAGGGGCGCAAGCAGUCACGGACCACUUGAAGCGCUUGGCCAAGGACGGUUGGGAGUUUCCCCUCCAGGAGUGGAAGAACACCAAGAGCUACGAGGCGAAACGUUCCUUGGCCGUCAAGCUGGCGCUGGACAGGGCCGGGUCAUUUUUCAAGCAGAUCGAAGAGCAGUCCCUGACGAGUCGGAGCCAGAAGGCGAUCAAGAGCGGAUGGCUCCACAUCUGGGAAGUCGCUGACUUGGAGAAGUUCCCGUGCAACCCAGAGAACGAGGCGACGAUGCAGAAGCUGUACGACUUCGUGGAGGGCUGCCCCACCAGGGCUUCUGAAAAGCCUGCUUUGGCCAAGAAGGGCGAGCUGCAGUACGACUACUCGAAGAGGAUGGUGGACAACCACGUAUCCGAGCGCAGGAAGGCUAUCACCGUCAAGGGCACGAAGGACAAGGUCGACGCUGGAGAGGUCAACGACUCGAUCGCUCUCAUGGACGACGACUUCGUCGAGCAGCCCGUCCACAAGAAGGCGAAGAAGGCGAAGGUCCCCAAGGCGAUCGAGGACGAGAAGCCCGAAGACAAGAAGUUGCGCGAGGCAACGGCGGAGAAGGCGAAAUGGAUUUCGUCUUACACGUCGCUGAAGACCAAGGUCGGAAAACAGACCGACUUGGCGGAGAAGCUGCAGGCGAAGUACGAUUUGGUGAAGGACAAAAAGAAAGGCACUCUCGUCACGGCGAAGCUCGUGACCCAGAUGUGGUCGCAGUUGUCUACGCUGCAGGCCAAGAAGGGCAAGAUGGCGCGCUUCAUCGAGGAUACCAGCGCCGUGGACCCCCUCAAGUGGGCCAAGAACAAAGCGAAAUACGACAAAGAGUUCAAGGAUUGCGAGUCUGCCCUGGACACCUUCACCGAGGGGGCCGUGUCCCUCGUGCAGAAGGGGUUGACCAAUU
Messenger RNA from Prorocentrum cordatum, 1154 nucleotides. Lineage: Eukaryota; Dinophyceae; Prorocentrales; Prorocentraceae. The record is from the annotation of a GenBank genome assembly.